CUAUUUUUCUAUCGGGCUUGCAUUUAAGCCCCAGACACUCCUCAGCUGCAUUUGCCUGAAAUAUCUCUCUCCCCGCCUCCUCAAAAUGGAGCUCUGCACUGCUCAAUCCCUCUCUAAUCUUCCCAAAAUUUUCACCUCCCGCCCCAUUCUCAUACUCUCCAAAACCGCCCUCAAUCUCCAGCAAGCGCACAUCCCUUCCUCUGGCCGCCGUUGCAGUCCCCACUCCCGAUUUCUCUCAGUUCCAAGAUCAAUAACACCCGAGGAAUCUUCGAGCGGAGCAAGUCUGUAUGUCACCGAAGAACGAGACAAUGAAGUGACAGUAGAAGUCGAUCCUCCAAGUGAAAAGAAAGUGUACAAUGAGAGCAGCGAAACUGAAGCGCCCCUGGAUGAUUCUCCUGUUGAUGAGCAACUAAGUGAUUUUUGGGCUAACCUGAAGUUUGAAGAUACCUAUUCUAUUCUGUUGUAUGGUGGUGGUACCCUGGUUGCCCUGUGGUUAGCAUCAGCUGUUGUUAGUGCUAUUGAUUCUAUUCCAUUGUUUCCUAAGUUGCUGGAAGUUGUGGGUCUUGGUUACAGCAUCUGGUUCACUACCCGCUAUUUGCUAUUUAAGAAAAGUAGGGAUGAGUUGGCUGCUAAAGUUGAAGAGCUUAAGCAACAGGUCCUUGGAUCCAGUGACAAUUGAUGUGCAGGAUAUAUAAAUUUUUUUGGCACAUUUUGCAUUUAUUCUGCAAUUCUAAUACUUGAAUGUGAGUUAGAUAAGCUUUCUUGUCAAUAUUUAGGUUUCUGGACAAUUAAUAUCUCAAUAAAUAGAGCGGAACAUGUUUUUCAUUA
Manihot esculenta (cassava) is the source of this 828-nucleotide messenger RNA. RefSeq names its product protein CURVATURE THYLAKOID 1D, chloroplastic. Gene Ontology annotation, cellular component: thylakoid; chloroplast thylakoid membrane. NCBI's taxonomy places the organism in Eukaryota, Viridiplantae, Streptophyta, Magnoliopsida, Malpighiales, Euphorbiaceae. The coding region runs from base 86 to 679 and encodes 197 amino acids. The transcript is spliced from 5 exons. The record is from RefSeq and is a predicted model, not a curated record.